Messenger RNA from Selaginella moellendorffii, 2939 nucleotides. Its product is annotated as probable serine/threonine-protein kinase At1g54610. The transcript is spliced from 9 exons. Gene Ontology annotation, molecular function: ATP binding; RNA polymerase II CTD heptapeptide repeat kinase activity; cyclin-dependent protein serine/threonine kinase activity. The record is from RefSeq and is a predicted model, not a curated record. Gene Ontology annotation, cellular component: nucleus; cyclin-dependent protein kinase holoenzyme complex. NCBI's taxonomy places the organism in Eukaryota, Viridiplantae, Streptophyta, Lycopodiopsida, Selaginellales, Selaginellaceae. Gene Ontology annotation, biological process: positive regulation of transcription elongation by RNA polymerase II; protein phosphorylation. The coding region runs from base 413 to 2548 and encodes 711 amino acids.
CGCAGUGGCAAAACUUUCGAUCGAUCAGUGCGAUCAUCGACGAGGGCGAGGGAUGAGAAAGAAGGCGCUGUGAGAGAGCUCGAAAGAGAAUCCAAGGUAGGAUGUGGCGCUGGAGAAGCGGCGGUGUUGCGCAGCCAUGGCGCGGUCGUGAAUGCUGUCUCGGAGUCUAGAUCUUGCUCUCGACGGCGCUCCGGGAGCUGGGAGAAGCAUCCGCUGCUGGAAUUUCGCUCGAGGAUCCCGGGGUUUAGGUUUUUCGACCCUAGGAGCUGCGAUUAUGGUGCCACUGGAGUCGGAUUCCAAUGGAUGGGAAUGAGCUGGGGUUUCAUCCGCAGCUAAGAGCUGCAAGCAAGGAAGAGCUACUGGAAGAGGGCUAGAAGGGAUUGUUUGCUAGAGUCUCCUCCACAGCGCACCAAUGGGGUGUAUCUGCGCAAAGUCGUCCUCCACCUCGAGAUCGCAGGAGAGUCCCAAGGCCAAAUCCUACUCGCGGCCACAGCUGCGGCAUUUCAAUGGAUCUGCGAGGAUCGAGACGCUCGAGGGGCUCAACGGGAUCGUGGAAAAGGACAGGGAGAGAUCCAAAGCCAGGACGAGACAAAAUGGUCGCGAGGAUAGCAUGGACAAGCGCCGGGCGAGGCUCCAUGCACAGGAUCCAAAUCCUCGUCAAAGCGUCAUCCCCAAGCAGGCCGAGGGCGAGCAAGUUGCCGCGGGGUGGCCCGGUUGGCUCUCCGCCGUGGCUGGCGAGGCGAUCAAAGGCUGGAUUCCUCGACGCGCUGAUUCUUUCGAAAAGCUUGACAAGAUUGGACAAGGAACUUACAGUAACGUAUACAAGGCUCGUGAUCUCGACUCUGGAAAGGUCGUGGCACUCAAAAAGGUCCGCUUUGACAGCCUCGAGCCCGAGAGCGUCAAGUUCAUGGCCCGGGAAAUCCAGAUACUCAGGAGGCUCGACCAUCCAAACGUGGUGAAGCUGGAAGGCCUGGUUACCUCCCGCAUGUCGUCCAGCCUCUACCUUGUGUUCGAGUACAUGGAGCACGAUCUUGCCGGGCUCGCAGCUUGUCCGGGCAUCAUGUUCACAGAACCACAGGUUAAAUGCUACUUACAACAAUUAAUACGAGGACUCGAUCAUUGCCAUACCAGAGGCGUUCUGCAUCGCGACAUCAAAGGGUCCAACCUCUUGAUAGAUAACAGCGGGAUUCUUAAGAUUGCCGACUUUGGAUUGGCGACGUUUUAUCACCCCUACCAGAACCUUGCUUUAACUAGCCGGGUUGUGACGCUCUGGUACAGGCCGCCGGAGCUACUACUCGGUGCUACAGAAUACAGUGUUGGGGUGGAUCUCUGGAGCACUGGCUGUAUACUAGCUGAAUUACUGGCUGGCAAGCCCAUCAUGCCUGGGCGAACGGAAGUGGAGCAAUUACACAAGAUUUUUAAGCUAUGUGGCUCGCCAUCGGAAGAGUAUUGGAAAAAAUCCAAACUUCCUCACGCUACGAUUUUUAAGCCGCAGCAGCCUUACAAACGCUGCAUCGCUGAUACUUACAAAGACUUCCCUUCGACCGCACUGGCCCUUCUCGAGAUUCUUCUUGCGAUUGAGCCGGCUGAUAGAGGAACUGCAGCUGGAGCACUGAAAGCAGAUUUUUUUAACACUAAGCCGUUUCCAUGCGAUCCAUCUGUUCUACCAAAAUAUCCUCCGAGCAAGGAAUUUGACGCCAAGACGAGAGAUGAAGAGUCCAGGAGACAGAGAGCAGCCAAGCAUGGUGUUGCAGAAGGCCGGAGGCAUGGCUCCAGGGAACGUAGCAGGGCCGUGCCUGCGCCCGACGCCAAUGCAGAGCUUCACGCUUCCGUACAGAAACGGCGUUUGUCUUCUCAUUCCUCGAAGAGCAAGAGCGAAAAGUUCACGUAUCUUUCCGAAAAGUCAGCAUCUGGAUUUCCCAUGGAGCCUCCAGCUCCGCGAUACGGGCAGCAACCCACGGAUGUCCGGGGCACGUCACCGGUUCCACCACGCCAGUUUGUGCCUCCAGCAUCAUCGCGCUCUGGCCCAAUUGGGAACCCGACAGCAGCGACUGCCAACUGGUCCCGGAAGCAACGAGACGAGGACGUGAGAAUGGCCCCGCAACGGUCGACGAGCAGGGCAAUGCGAUCAUCCACCGGACAAGUGGAAGUUGACAGGAUCACAAGCAGUUCGUCACGGCACGGGUCUUUUGCCGAGCAAGGCCAAGGGAAGGAUGGCGACUUCUCCAAGCACAACUUGCGGAGCGUGCUCAAGGCCGCCGACAGGAAACACGAGCUCGACUCCCGGCGCUCGGACGUGUUCCGUGGGCCCCCAAAUCUUCCCGAGGCCCCGGCCAGGGACGGAGCGAGAGAUUCUCAGCCGACUCCAGCGGGCUAUGAUCCUCAGGAGCGCAUGUAUCACUCUGGCCCGCUGCUUCGUCCCGGCUUCUCUGCCCCAGUAGACAUCGAAGAGCUACUUGAAGAGCACCAGAGAAAGCUCAAGGAGGCGGUGCGGCGGCACGACAUGAAUCAAGCAUCGGCCGAGAAGAGCAACCUCGAAGGGAGUUGAUUCCAGCAGGAGGUCGGCCACCACCAGUGUUUGUAUUCUGUGUAAGAGUCACGAGGCGGGCGUCUUGCGCUUCGUGCCGCUGCUAGCAAAAGCUUGAGCUGUAAUUUUUUUCCCCUCGCGUCAGGAGAUGGAAAAGAGAAAGUACACAAAAGUCUUGACUUACCCGCAAGUUGAGCACUCCCUAUGUUGCUUGCAGAAGAUUGAUAAUCGUGCGUUUGUGGCAGAAGCAGCUGCAAAGAAUGUUUGUUAUAAGUUGAGAUUGAAACUUUUUUUCUCUUCUACUUACGAGGCCCGAAAGUCCACUCCUGCCGAGCGGGGGAACUGGAUGAAUUGCCUUGAUUGUAAAUCCACUGUGAAUCCACCGUGCCUAAGAAAGAACAAGUUCCAACUC